UUCCAUUCCAUUCCCUCCAUAAAAUCAAACAAUUGCCAUUGCAAUGCAUUUGCAAAUCUCUCAUACCAUAGAGAGUAGUUGAUGAUUAAUUGUGUGUGAAUUGGGGAUUUGUGUUUGAUUAGUUUGUGAGGGAUGAAGUUUGGGAAGAGGCUCAAGAAGCAGGUGGAGGAGAGCCUCCCGGAGUGGAGGGACAAGUUCUUGGAGUACAAGCGCCUCAAGAAGCUCGUCAGGCUCAUCUCCUCCUCCGGCUCCGGCGAUGGCGGCCGCGGCGAGGCGGCUUUCGUGCGGCUGCUCGACGGCGAGGUCGACAGGAUCAACGCCUUCUUCCUCGAGCAGGAGGAGGAGUUCGUCAUCCGGCAGAGGGAGCUGCAGGAGACGGUGGAGAAGGCGGCCGCCGGCGGCGGCGGCGGAGGACGGCGACCGGCGCCGGACGCGGCGGAGAUGAGGAGGGUGAGGAAGGAGAUCGUGGACUUGCACGGGGAGAUGGUGCUGCUGCUCAACUACAGCGCCGUCAACUACACAGGCUUGGCGAAGAUCCUGAAGAAGUACGACAAGCGCACCGGCCGCCUCCUCCGGCUGCCGUUCAUCGAGAAGGUGCUCCGGCAGCCCUUCUUCACGACGGAGCUCAUCUCGAGGCUCGUCCGCGACUGCGAGGCCACCAUGGACGCCGUCUUCUCCUCCUCCUCCUCCUCCACCGUGGCAGCAACGACGGCGCCGGCCGGUGACCGGCGGACGAGGAAAGCGUUCACCGACGUCGACGCCGGCGUGGCUCCGAUGGCAGACCGGCAGGGCAUCUUCCGGAACACCGUCGCCGCGCUGGCGACGAUGCAGGAGCUCCGGAGCGGGAGCUCGACGUACGGAUGGUUCUCGCUGCCGCCGAUGGCGGCGCCGCCGGCCUCGCCGGACUCCGGCGUGCUGCAGUCCAUUGAUCGCCGAUCCGAUACUCAUCUGAAGGAGAAUGGAAGCAUCCGUCACGCCCCCAUUGCCUCAACAGUCUACACUCAAAAUGCUGCAAUGAUUUGA
This is a messenger RNA of Oryza brachyantha (malo sina), 1023 nucleotides long. Its product is annotated as SPX domain-containing protein 3-like. Gene Ontology annotation, biological process: cellular response to phosphate starvation. Lineage: Eukaryota; Viridiplantae; Streptophyta; Magnoliopsida; Poales; Poaceae. The record is from RefSeq and is a predicted model, not a curated record.